AUGCAUCCGCCUGCACGCGACCUUCGAACCAUUCCACUCUACACUCGGCUCUUCCAUCGCUUCCGCAUCCCAGAGAGGCUUCCAGUCGUGCCACUCUCUUUCAGCAGCAGCACUGACUUCUGCUUGCCCCCCUCGCGACUCGUGCUGCAGUGA
This is a messenger RNA of Plenodomus lingam JN3, 153 nucleotides long. NCBI's taxonomy places the organism in Eukaryota, Fungi, Ascomycota, Dothideomycetes, Pleosporales, Leptosphaeriaceae. The record is from RefSeq and is a predicted model, not a curated record.